Messenger RNA from Gossypium raimondii (Peruvian cotton), 4612 nucleotides. RefSeq lists its product as uncharacterized. The coding region runs from base 306 to 4388 and encodes 1360 amino acids. Gene Ontology annotation, molecular function: protein binding; ATP binding; protein kinase activity. Gene Ontology annotation, cellular component: cytoplasm. The record is from RefSeq and is a predicted model, not a curated record. The transcript has 9 exons. Lineage: Eukaryota; Viridiplantae; Streptophyta; Magnoliopsida; Malvales; Malvaceae. Gene Ontology annotation, biological process: protein phosphorylation; signal transduction.
CGAAAACCAAAAGAGCAAAGUCCCGGAGAGAGGGGGAUAGAAAUAACAGGGAGAUAAACUGACAAAAAGUGUGUUUGAAGGACAAGAUUCAUCGAAUCUCAAAAGAAAGCCAUGGAUCAAAGGUGGCCCAGCUCCACUACCGACUCACUGUUUCUCCCUCUCUGCUCACAUCUCUUCUUAUUAAAUUUUCUUGGUUUUAGGAAUCGUUUUUAGCUCUGUUUCUUGCCUUUGGAAAAUACCCCCUUUUUUUUUCUCCUCUAAACUUGAUUUAGACUAUAUUUCAGCUGAACCCUGUAUUAUAGAUUAUGGCAUUUGAUCAAAAUUCAAUACAAGAAGAUCUUAGACCAUUGAAUGUAGCUAGAAUUGUAACUGAAGAGCCCCAAAUUGCGGAUGCGGUGGCUGCCACUAAUAAUACCCGCGGUACAACCAUUGACGGGUUUCUUCCCAACUCGCCUCGGGAGCUUGAGACUUAUGGUGGUGCCAUGCCUGUUCUUUAUCCAGCAACGGUGACUGAUGCCGGUUUUGCAAGUUUAGGAUAUGGGAAUGUAGUGCCCUUGACACCAGGUGUCCCUGCAUGGAGGCCUCACAUGCCUUUGCCUGGGCCGGUUGGGAAUUCAAGUAUGAACCUGGUUGGCGGGUUCGGUUAUAGUCCGAAUUUGGGCAAUAUGGUGGCUGCUAAUGCCGUGCAUCAGGUUAGUAAUGAUGUGGUAGCUGGGCAUGGUUAUAGUCCUAGUCUGGGCAAUAGGAUUAGUGGGAAUAGGAGUGAUCAAUUGAGUAAUGAUAGGGUGACUGUAGGCUUAGCUCAUAGUUGUAAUAUGGGAAACAGGGGUAGUCGUAAUGGGAAUGAAUUAAUAGGUGGGGUUGGUUAUAAAUCAAAUUCAGGAGUUGGAAGUAAUGGCAAUGGUGCUGAUCAGGUUAAUGACGAGGGUGGGGAUGAUUCUGUGUCUGGGAAAAAGGUUAAGUUUUUGUGUAGUUUUGGGGGGAAGAUAUUGCCUAGACCAAGUGAUGGGGUGUUGAGAUAUGUAGGGGGGCAGACAAGGAUUGUUAGUGUUAGAAGAGAUGUGAGCUUUAAUGAGUUUGUGCAAAAAAUGGUGGAUACUUAUGAGCAACCUGUGGUUAUCAAGUACCAGCUUCCUGAUGAGGACCUUGAUGCAUUAGUUUCCGUUUCAUGCUCCGAUGAUCUUGUUAAUAUGAUGGAUGAGUAUGAGAAAGUGAUUGAAAGGUCUUCAGAUGGAGCUGCUAAACUAAGGGUAUUUUUGAUUUCGGCUUCGGAACUUGAUCCUUCCGGUACGGUUCAAUUCGGGGAUUUGCAUGACAAUGGGCAGAAAUAUGUUGAGGCAGUUAAUGGAAUUGUGAAAGGAGCUGCUGGUGGCAUCGCACGUAAGCAGAGCAUAGCAAGUGCGACUUCAACACCAAACUCUGAUAUUAGUGGGAGUGAAGCUGUUGAUAGCUCAGGUGCUGUUCAAGGGGAUGUUGGUGGACCUCCAUCAACAAACUUGUUGUCGCCUAGAGGGAAUUUACCUAUUUCCGGUGUUCAUUUAGGAAGCCCGGCAGUUAAUAUCGGUCCUCAAACACUUUCGUCCCAACUUGAGUUUGAGUCUGGGAGGACGGUGCAGCUUGCUUCAACACAGCAGCAAUUGGGAUAUGAUCUGCAGCAACACUAUGCAUCUACACAUGUUGAUCCUCGCUAUGAAGUUACAAGCCAUACCGAAUAUAUGCAGUUUGCACCUCAAAUGGAGUUCUCAAAUCCUAAGUUCCUGGGAAAUACUGGUUCUGUGUUCAAUCAACAGCAGCCUCAAGGAAAUGCCCCUCAUCAGUACAUUCCUGCUUUUAACAUGACUAUGACUCCCUCCAUCUCUCAUGUUGUUGUUAGACCAGCAGCGUUUCAGCCGCUGUUGCAACACCAACAAACUCCAUUGGAGCAUUAUCCUGAUCAAAAUGCAUUUGGAACAAGGGUAAUUCAGCAUCCUGUUUAUCAGAGCCACAAUAUUUAUCAGGCCGAGAUUCCAUCAGCAAUGGUUGCAGGAGGUUAUACUUUCCAUCAUACUCCACAAACUGAGCAUGUUGUCUUCUCGGAUGGAUCAUUGCAGCAGAUCAAAGUAACUACUCCAGCGAAGAUCCCCAGUAUCGAGGACUGCUUUAUGUGUCAAAAGGCAUUGCCUCAUGUGCAUUCUGAUCCUUUGGUGCAGGACCAAAGAGAUGGUGAUGUAACACCUAUGGUGAAUGCAGAUUCUAGUUAUCAUGGUCUGCAUCAAGAAGACUCAAUGAGAAUUUCAUCAGUGAACAAAGUUGUGGUGACCGCACCGACAGGGGAUGUCAUUGCUCACCAGCAAGCUGGGGUGCGACAACUUGGCCAUGUUGAUCAUCAAGUUGGUGGAUUGAAGUCAGAGGCAGUUGGAUGCUCUCAAGAUCCUGAUGCACCAUAUGGACAUGAAGGAAAUAUUUCCCCAAUAACAGAUAAUUCUGAUCACCCUAGGAUUCCAGCAAGCCUAGGUUUGAUGGUUUUGGCAGGUGAGUUUCAAUCACCAUAUGUUUUGCCAACUCAAUACCAGUUCCAAAAGGAGGUUCCACAUGUUGAGGCAAUUGGCACUCAUGCUUUAGAACAGCCAGUGCACGAAACGUCAAGGGUUCCUGCUGUACCUAAAGAAGAUAGCGUAGACCCUAACCAUCUGAUCCAAAUUGAUAGGAUGAUGGAGACUCUUCAAAUGAGCAAUGAGCAGAGUAGUUUACCUAUUGAUAAAACUAGAAAAGAAGAUAUCUUGGAUGAAAAAUCUCCACAUAUAGCUGGGGAAGAGUUGCUAUUGGAUAAUCUAGUAACACAUGCACAUCCAAAAGUUGGUGUUGAAGUUCAAUAUGGGAACCCUCCAUUUUCUGGUGUUGUAUCAGCACAUACAUUGGGAUUCGAUGAAGUUUCUUUGAUGCAGCAGAAGAUUGUACAAUGCGACACCGAAGCUGUUCCUUCUAAUGCUAACAGCCAAGCUUACUUUUCACCAUCCAAUAGAGGUGGAGAUGUUUUGGAUUCCUCCAACUCACUUUUUAGCAAUCAAGAUCCUUGGAAUCUACAACAACAUACUUACUUUCCUCCUCAACCUAACAAAAUUCAAACAAAGAAAGAAUUAUUGGCUCUGCGAGAGGACCGAGACCCUUUUGGAGAGAACCAGGCAGUAAUUGGUGGGGAAUCUAAUAUCGAAUUGGAAGAUGAAGUUUACCAGCCAUUAAGCCAUUUAAAUGAGAAUUUGAGUUCAGACCACACACAGUCUAUGAAAGGCUCAGGUGAGGAACUCAUCAGGGAAGAACUACAAGCUGUUGCUGAAGGAGUAGCUGCUUCUGUUUUCCGGUCCUCUACUCAUUCAAAUCCUGACGUUCCAGCAGAGACCAAUGCAUCUGGUAAUGCAGGCUAUCAAGACACAAAUGUUUUACCCAGUGACAUUAAACUGCAACACAAAGCUAAAUUUGAGGAAUUAAAGACUAAACAGCCAGAUAGAACAAAUUUUGGUCUUCGAGUUUCGGAUGGCAUUGGUGGCUUGCAGGUUAUAAAAGACAGAGACCUUGAAGAGCUGUGGGAGCUUGGUUCUGGCACCUUUGGUACAGUUUAUCAUGGGAAGUGGCGGGGUACUGAUGUUGCAAUUAAACGAAUAAAUGAUAGAUGUUUUGCUGGAAAACCCUCUGAACAAGAACGCAUGAUUGAUGAUUUCUGGAAUGAGGCAAUUAAGCUUGCUGACUUGCAUCAUCCCAAUGUUGUGGCUUUCUAUGGUGUUGUACUUGAUGGUCCUGGUGGUUCUGUAGCAACAGUGACGGAAUAUAUGGUUAGUGGUUCUUUAAGAGAUGCUUUACAGAAGAGCGAGAGGAACCUUGACAAGUGCAAGCGGCUUUUGAUUGCCAUGGAUGUGGCCUUCGGAAUGGAGUAUUUGCAUGGAAAGAAUAUAGUGCACUUUGAUUUGAAGAGUGAUAAUUUACUUGUCAAUCUUCGAGAUCCUCACCGCCCAAUAUGCAAGGUUGGUGAUUUGGGGCUAUCAAAGGUGAAAUGUCAAACUCUAAUAUCAGGUGGUGUGCGCGGAACACUUCCAUGGAUGGCGCCAGAACUUCUGAAUGGCAGCAACAGUCUCGUGUCGGAAAAGGUUGAUGUGUUCUCGUUCGGUAUUGUGAUGUGGGAGCUUCUCACUAGAGAAGAACCAUAUGCAGACUUGCACUAUGGGGCUAUUAUUGGUGGUAUUGUGAGUAAUACACUGCGGCCAGCGGUUCCAGAAUCAUGUGAUCCCGACUGGAGAUCAUUGAUGGAGAGAUGCUGGUCAUCAGAGCCAUCAGAGAGACCAAAUUUCACCGAGAUCGCGAACGAGUUACGGUCAAUGGCUGCUAAAAUUCCACCACGUAAAGGACAAAGCCCAUAAUCCUCAGUCUGAAAAUGAAAUUGAACAAUCUGCUCAUAGGUCAUAUAUGUGUUUGCGAGGGAACUGACUUUUUCCCCACUGGUUUUUUUAUAUAGAUGGUUUCAUACAAAUCUUGAAUGCGCUGUAAAUACAGUUCCAUAUAAGUGGAGAAUGUUUUCCUUUUUCUUUAAUUGUAAAAUCUUACAUCAUUCUUCAAUCAAACAAGGUUGAAUUUACUUGCUUAA